Messenger RNA from Osmerus eperlanus (European smelt), 2322 nucleotides. Its product is annotated as E3 ubiquitin-protein ligase TRIM47-like. The coding region runs from base 92 to 1138 and encodes 348 amino acids. Gene Ontology annotation, molecular function: zinc ion binding. Lineage: Eukaryota; Metazoa; Chordata; Actinopteri; Osmeriformes; Osmeridae. The transcript is spliced from 2 exons. The record is from RefSeq and is a predicted model, not a curated record.
CUAAACUCAGGAAACACGCUCUACUUUGUUUAGGUAGAGAUUGUUAUUUUAUACACAGAGAUCAUAGAAAACAACAUUAGUACCAACAGAAAUGGCUUCCUGCAGCAGUCUCCUGUCUGAAGAUCAGUUCCUAUGUUCUAUCUGUCUGGAUGUGUUCACUGAUCCUGUCACUAUUCCAUGUGGACACAACUUCUGCAAGGCCUGUAUCAGCAAGUACUGGGACAACAGUGACCUGUGUCAAUGUCCCAUGUGCAAAGAGAACUUUGAUAAGAGACCAGAUCUUCGUGUCAACACUUUCAUCUCUGAGAUGGCUGCUCAGUUCAGGAAGUCAGAGCCACUGAAAGCUACCAUCAGUUUAGACCUGCGUCCUACUAAACCUGAAGUGUCAUGUGACAUCUGUACAGGUACCAAGCUCAAGGCUCUGAAGUCCUGUCUGGUGUGUCUGGCCUCUUACUGUGAGACUCACCUGGAGCCUCAUCAGAGAGUUGCAGCCUGGAAGAAACACAAGCUGAUCGACCCUGUGGAGAACCUGGAGGACAGGAUGUGUCAGAAGCAUGAGAGACCCCUGGAGCUGUUCUGUAGGACUGACCUGAUGUGUGUUUGUCGGUUCUGCACUGAGAAAGACCACGAGACCCAUGACACUGUUCCUCUAGAGGAAGAGUUUGAAGAGAGGAAGACUCAGAUGAAGAAGACAGAGGGAGACAUGCAGCAGAUGAUCCAGGAGAGACUGGAGAAGGUUCAGGAGAUCAAACUCUCAGUAGAGACCAGCAAGAGAGAUGCAGAAAGAGAGAUAUCAGACAGUGUUCAUGUCUUCAAAUCUCUGGUGCGCUCCAUUGAGAGAAGCCAAGCUGAGCUCAUUGAGGUGAUUGAGGAGAAGCAGAAAGCAGCAGAGAAACAGGCUGAAGGGUUGAUUGAAGAUCUGGAGCAGGAGAUCACUGAGCUGAAGAGGAGAAGCACUGAGCUGGAGCAGCUCUCACACACUGAGGACCACCUCCACCUGCUCCAGAGCUUCCCAUACCUGAGCACCCCUCCACACACCAAGGACUGGUCUGAGAUCAGUGUCCACAGUGGUCUGAGUGUGGGGGCAGUGAGGAGAGCUGUGUCUCAGCUGGAGGAGACACUCAAUAAAGAGAUGUAGAAGCUGCCUGGAGUCAAGCUGAAGAGGAUUCAGCAGUAUGCAGUGGAUGUGACUCUGGACCCUGAUACAGCACAUCCUCAUCUCUUCCUGUCUGAGGAUGGGAAACAAGUGAGACAUGGAGACAUGAAGCAGGAUCUCCCUGACAACCCAGAGAGGUUGAGAUAUAUCGCUGUGAUAUAUUGUUUUUGUUAUUGUUGCUUGUUUUUUUUUUUGUUUUUUUUUCACAGGUACACUUGCACUUAUAGCAGUUCAUGUUGUAUAAUUGUAACUGGUUUAACUACAUGCUCUUAUGGUUCUUCCCUUUGGCACUUAUUUUGGUUGUUCACAAUGUGUGCUUCAUGUUUUGGCUACUCGCAAUGUUUUGUGGCUAUCUUGUUGUUAUGAUCAGUGACUUAUGCACUUUGUCAAGCUCUCUCUUGGAAGUCGCUUUGGAUAAAAGCGUCUGCUAAAUGAAUAAAUGUAAAAUGUAAAUAUUGCAUUGUGUUGUACACCAGCAAACUUGGGAGAAAAUAAAGUGAUGAUUAAUGAGGGGCUUGUACCUCAGUACAGCUUCAUGUCUAGCAAAAUUGCAUGAAUAUGUUCCAUAAAUAGUGAAGAGGUUGUCACUAAUCACUGAUCAGUUAACAAUAAUUAAAGAUAAUGAUUACUUUAUGACUUUUAUACUGUUUGUAAUGCUCUCAAUAUAAUAAUGUUUGAUCUAUACCCUGCUAUAUUAAGCUCAUAAGAACAUAACCCUUGGUAAUGUCCUGGAGAGAAAUAUGCCUGUCUAUGAAUUAUGUUGCUUGUAUCAUUGAUAAACUGAUUAUGCUGUUUGCUUAUGCCUGCAUAGCCAUAAGUUAGUUAUUUUUGAGGUGGGAGGAAAUGCCUGUGACACUAGUGUAGGUCAGAGGUCACAAUAUUACCAAAGAGUAUAAUGCCAUGCAACUUUGAACUAGGAAAAUAGGAGGAGCGUCAAGGCCAUUUCUAGGAGCCCUAUCUAAAGACCUAAACAAAAGCUAUCUAGCAUGCUGUGUUCUUUUGCUGUACUUGUGAAGGCUAUGAUAAUCGUCAUGUAUACUCCCAUAUUGUCAUACUUUUUAACUCCCUUGAUUUCCUGUAUUCUUGGUCCAGUGUUCUGAGAUGCUCAACUUGAGUGUAUCAGACACCUGCACCUUAUACAUUCAUAAUAAAUAUGUUGAACUUGU